Molecule: messenger RNA, 4145 nt
Organism: Malaclemys terrapin pileata
Lineage: Eukaryota; Metazoa; Chordata; Testudines; Emydidae
Product: hepatocyte nuclear factor 4-beta-like
Exons: 10
Coding region: 189-1610 (473 amino acids)
Biological process (GO): anatomical structure development; positive regulation of transcription by RNA polymerase II; cell differentiation
Cellular component (GO): nucleus
Molecular function (GO): zinc ion binding; RNA polymerase II cis-regulatory region sequence-specific DNA binding; nuclear steroid receptor activity
Source: RefSeq, a predicted model, not a curated record
GAGAGAGAGGUAAAGACUGGACCUCUUCCCCUCCAGCCUUCUCUUGGCACUGGGAGGGGACUGUGGGGGAGCUAGGUAAUGAUUUGUCACUCCAAGGUCUUGGGGUUGUCUCUCUUUGCAAAGGAAACCUUGGCCAUGAUUGACAGCAGGGCUGUUUUGGCCUGUUCCGUUGCUGUUGACAAGUAAUAAUGAAGCUUUGUCAAGCCAUAAUGGAUAUGGAUAUGCCAGAUUAUGUCGAAUCCCUGGACUCCUCUUACACCAUGCUGGAGUUUGAAAACCUGCGGGUGCUGCCAACUAACACGGAAGCCAUACCAGCAGAGUCGACAAAUGCCAGCCUGCUAGCCAAUGGCAUCAGCUCCUUGUGCUCCAUCUGUGGGGAUCGAGCCACUGGGAAACAUUAUGGGGCUUCCAGCUGCGAUGGCUGCAAAGGGUUCUUCAGAAGAAGUGUCCGCAAGAAUCACGUCUAUUCGUGCAGGUUCAGCAGACAGUGCGUGAUAGACAAAGACAAGAGAAACCAAUGCAGGUACUGCCGUCUGAAGAAGUGUUUCAGGGCUGGGAUGAAGAAAGAAGCUGUGCAGAAUGAACGGGACAGGAUUAGCAUUCGCAGGAGUAGCUACGAGGACAAUGGAUCCCUGUCAAUCACUGUACUGACGCAGGCUGAGGCGAUGGCACAGCAGUACUCAGCUCUGAGUCCAGUGCACAGUGCUGAUAUUGCGAUGAAGAAGGUUGCAACCAUCAAUGAUGUGUGUGAGUCCAUGAAACAGCAGCUUUUAGCCCUUGUCGAAUGGGCGAAAUAUAUCCCAGCAUUCUGUGAACUUCCACUGGAUGACCAGGUUGUCUUGCUAAGAGCCCAUGCAGGAGAGCACCUACUCCUGGGAGUUGCUAAACGGUCAAUACCAUAUACGGAUUUUCUAUUAUUAGGAAAUGAUUUCAUCAUUCCAAUGCACUGCCCAGAACUGGAAAUUGCUCGCGUAGCCAUUCGAAUCCUGGAUGAGUUGGUAAAGCCCUUACGUGACAUCCAGGUUGAUGACAAUGAGUAUGCGUGCCUCAAAGCAAUCAUAUUUUUUGACCCGGAUUGUAAAGGCCUGAGCGAGCCUGGGAAGGUGAAGAACAUGCGAUUCCAGGUGCAGGUCAACCUGGAGGAUUACAUCAACGACCGGCAGUAUGACUCUCGAGGGCGGUUCAGCGACAUUCUUCUCCUCCUGCCGCCACUCCAGAGCAUCACCUGGCAAAUGAUAGAGCAGGUCCAAUUCAUGAAACUCUUUGGCGUGGCGAGGAUUGACAGCUUGCUGCAAGAAAUGCUUCUGGGAGGUACGACCCCUCUGAGACCCUCUUUCUUACCUGCAUGCCUUGAAAACCGAACCACUCUUGAUGUACAGUACCAAUCAGGACCUUCCAACCUCGACCUGGAACCUCUGCCAGGACACGCAGCUUUAACAAACAUGAGUUCUGUGAUUCACACAGUUCCAAACCCAUCUCCAGAAACAUCCCUUCCUUCUCCGUCUACCAGCACAGGAAGCGAAGACUACAAACUAGGCCCAACCGCAGGGCCAGAGGCCGUUGUGAAAAUACUGCCUCAGACCAUCAUACCCAAGCAAGAGAUUUUAUAAGGGACAGGAAAAGAAGCCAACAGCAAUACCCAAUGUCCCUAUGUAAAGUUAAACCAUCCCUGCUUUCUGCCAUGGCAAUGCCCAGCAAUUGCCUGCUUCUAACGAGAUCUGAUGACACCCUUUCCUGUCAGUGAUUAAAAUGGCACUGUCAUUAGACUGUGGCUCACCAAUGUUCUCUAUCACCACCCUCUUUACUGGAGCAGCCUGGACUUGAAGCUGCUGUUCAUUUUAGAACCACCAAAGCUGUAAGCUCGUUGGAGCAGGGACUUCUUACUUCAUGUUUGUACAGCACUGGGGGGCUCUGACUACAAAAAUAUAAAUAAGUAUCUCAUAUAGCUAUUGUUGAUUGCUAAUGAGCAUGCUAUACCUCAGAUAGAAACAGACCUUCUCACACUGCCUAUUAAAAGUUGAAGUACAUGCCCAUCACUCCUGCUGUCCUUCAAGCUAAAUCUAGAAAGCCUGUCUGAAGCAUAGAUCAGAGAUGCUCUUUAUAACCUACAGGAGAUUAUGGCUUCCUUAUGCCACACAGACCUGGUAUUGUACAAGAUUUUUAUGCUGUUAUUUACUAACAUAUAAUGCUGUGGAUUAUGAGUCACGGACCUUAAAUUUAGAUUAACCUGUGCUUAGGGCUGUUCAGGUUUCAAGAAUUGUUAUAUUUUAAUAGCUGAAGCCCAUAUUUGGUCUGUGCUAAACAUCCCGGGAAGGAGUGUUCUUUAUUCUGAUUCUAACAAACUUGCUGUACUAUGCAGGAGGCAGCAUUUGUUUAUACAUCUGGAACCCAGCUACCGCAUUUCGAUACUUCCAUUAGGGCUUUUAUAAAUCUAAUGUGUUGGUAGGAGAGCUGAUCAUGACAUUGUAGGUAAUACUUGGGAACAAUGCAACUGCUAAUAAGUGUAAGGAACCAACAAAAUAGGCUUGCCAAAAUAUUUGCUUGUACUAUGCACAUGCAAACAUCUUGGCUUCAUACCGUAUCUGGAAAAGUGACAGUCUUAAAACAUGAAGAUCCUUUCCCUAGCACGUAGAUAUAGUUUUGCUGUAGCUUCAUGGAGCAGAGAGUAUGCAAACAUCCUUUAAAAACAAACAAAAACUUCACAGCCCUGAAUUAUAGACUUUUUAUAUAUAUUAUAUUAUAUAUAUAUAAAAUAUAUAUAAUAAUAUAUAUAUAAAAAGCAGCUCUCCCAAGGAUCUGUCACAGCUAUAUAUUUUGAAAAAACGUUAUUCUGUGCUAUUACAUCAUGGGGUAUCACGGUACUAAAUGUGUAAUUCCUAAGUUAGCCAGGCUCCAACUACUUCAAAUAACCAAUGUAUACAACAAAAGUAUUCUUAAAAAGCAGCCAAACACGACCUUAGUUGGCUGCCUACAUUGAUCAACAGUACAUUAAAGACCACUAACCGCAACCCUGGUUUUGUUUUUUACAUAGACAAAAGUUCACUGAACUUUUAACAGGCUUUUGGAGGAACAGGAAUAAGCGCACCGUUGAAAAGAAUGAACUUGUUAUUAAUACUGCUGUCUUCCAACAGCAGCUAAUUCACCCACUUUAAUGAUUUGUGAGUCUUUUCCAGUGUUGCACAAAGACGGAUACUCAAGGGUUGAAUUUCUGCUAUGAACCCCAUUUGGAAUAUAACAGUAUAUGUACUUUUUGUUCCUCAAAUUUGCACUCUGUGAAAUUGCCUUCGAUGCCAAUAAGCUAGAAGAAUAUUUUGAUUUUAGUUUGUGCAAACAACCAACCUUUCAGUAUAAAAGAUGCAUUGUGUACAAACAUAGCAUUAUGUACUUCCAUUCCCCUCUCUUCCCCCGUGUACACAAAGCUCAUGUAUUGAUAAUGAAUGAAAUGUAGCUAAAUAUAAAUCUAUCAAGUGAGCAAGUUCCAUUCUUUGAAGAUUGUUAAUAUGGCAAUGUAUAAACAAAGCUCAGAUGGAAAGGCUCCACAUUCUGAUUUACUUUGUUUUUGCGAAUCAUUUUAGUAGCAAGUUGCUCAAGUUUCUGCACUGAUUUUCCUGAGCUUUCUCUAAAGAUUUUCACCCAAAGCAUAUAAAGGUUAGAGAAACAAACUGAUACUGGUAAGCAUGCAAGUAAUAUAUACCAACCUGUUUAAUUGGACAUAGCCACAAAGUCACGCUAUAGCUUAUAAGCAUUGUGUAAUUAGCACUUCAUGGCUCAAUAGGAUGGGGGGAAAUAUUUUGCUAUGGCAACCUACUGAUAUUUGAUCUUAUAAAUACAUUUAAAGAAGAUAUCACAUCAAAUCUUUGCAAAUUGGUUGUUAGCAUCUCAUUACUAAAAACACUGUGUUCUUAUCUGUUAAAAAAAAAAAAAAAACACUGCUCAGGGUUGGAAUGAUUUUUCACAAGGAAACACCCUCUUUGGCCUUUCCACACACCCCCUUCCCCUCCACGUACCAAGAGCACAGGCCUUUCAAAAAGAAAAAAAUCUAAUGUAUUUGUUAAGGUGUAUUCAAAUAUGCUUUGGAAGUUGUUAUAGCACGUGCUGUACCAGAUUUCUGGAUUUUCUUUUUUAAAUAAAGGUGCAAGAAUGAA